Messenger RNA from Solanum dulcamara, 3226 nucleotides. RefSeq names its product probable RNA helicase SDE3. NCBI's taxonomy places the organism in Eukaryota, Viridiplantae, Streptophyta, Magnoliopsida, Solanales, Solanaceae. The coding region runs from base 200 to 3040 and encodes 946 amino acids. The record is from RefSeq and is a predicted model, not a curated record. The transcript has 5 exons. Gene Ontology annotation, molecular function: RNA binding; 5'-3' RNA helicase activity.
GAAUAUGGAUUAUCAAAAUCCCAUCAUGCAAACCCUUUUGUCUCUUUGCAAUCUCUAAAUUGGUGUAAUAAUUUGUGUUAAUUAGUGGAGAAUUUCACCUGGAGUAGGUUACUUAGUGACAUUCAGCAUUUUUCUCAUCCCUAAGUUUAAACCCUUCUUCUCUAUUUGAGGUUCUUCUUGAAAUUCCUCUCAAUUACGCAUGGGCACAAUGUCUUAUAAGUCGGAUGAUGAAUACUCAACUAUUACUGAUAAAGGAGACAUCGGAUUUGUCGACUUUGACAAGUAUAAAUCAGCUGGUAGCUACAAUCCAAAUGAAGAGAGCGAUAUAGUUGUUAUAUCAGUUCCAUUUCCGCUGAUAGCAGGAAAACCUAAAUCAGGAGUUGUUGGGGAAACUGUUGUCGAUUCAGUCACAAUAGAGAAUACCACCAAUGAAACCCAGGAGCUGUGGUCAAUUAAGAUCUAUGACUCGAAACCUGAGGAUUCAUUCACGCUUUCUCUGAUGAAACCUCCAACUGCUUGUUCUGAUGUGCAAUAUGUUCAAGAGUUCAUGGAAUCCUUUAGCUUAGAGGAUAGAAUGUUACGACCAGGUCAGACACUUACAGUAUGGUUGACUUGUAAACCCAAAGAAAUUGGACUGCACACAUCAGCUGUGCAUUUCAAUGUGGGUGAUGACACCAUAGAAAGAUUAGUUUUUAUCUUGGCUGAGGAUAAGGUUUCCCAGUCCCUGGCUUCGAGAAGGCCAUUCCACAGAGACAGAAAGAAGAAAGCACCAGCAGUAGAUGUUUUUGCUGCAAAUGCAUUUGUUGUGGGUUCUCGUCCUACAAGGAAUUCUAAUCGAGGAUUCAGAAACAGACUUCCUUCAUAUCCAAUUCCAGUGGAUAUAAGGGAAAUGAUAGAGAUGAAACAAUUUCCUGAUGUUAUUGGGGAAGGUUUAAGAAGAGAUAAUUACAUUGCUUAUUUUAGAACUUUACUAGCAAUUGAAGAAAUCAAGAUGGAGGAAGACAUGAGGGACUAUGAUAUGGAGUCAGUCGCCAUGAAGCGCAAAGGACCACAAUUUUUGUCCCUUGAUGUCCCAGGGCUGGCCGAGAGGAGGCCAUCACUUGUUUAUGGAGAUUUUAUCUUUGCAAGGCUAGCUACUGCAGAUGCUAGUGAGAUCAUCCCUUACCAGGGUUAUAUUCACCGAGUUGAAGCGGAAGAAGUAUAUUUGAAGUUUGAUCAAGAAUUCCACAUCAACCAUGUUACUGGAAAUCUGUAUAAUGUGCAGUUUUCAUUCAAUCGUACGGGUAUGCGGAGGUUACAUCAAGCCAUUGAAGCUACAGAAAGCCUAAAUGGAGAAAUUCUCUUUCCAUCUGGCAUAUCCAGAACGAGAAAUAUACAAGCUGCUAGACUGGUACCUAAUUCAUGUAUGCUUAACAAGGAGCAGACAAGUGCAGUUGAAAAGAUUCUUGGGUGCAAAGGAGGGGCUCCAUAUGUUAUCCAUGGGCCUCCUGGUACAGGCAAAACAAGGACUCUUAUAGAAGCUAUAAUCCAGCUACAUAUUAUGAGGAAAGGUGCUCGAGUACUUGUCUGUGCACCUUCAAAUAGUGCUGCAGACCAUAUACUUGAGAAACUUGUCAGUCAGCAGAAUGUUGAAGUGCAGCACCAUGAGAUUUUUAGGUUGAAUGCACUCACACGUCCUUUAGACGAUGUGAAUCCUAGUUACCUUCGCUUUUGCAAUGCUGAAGAUAAUGGUUUUAAGUGUCCUCUUCUCAGGGACCUUAGAAGAUAUAGGGUUAUCAUAUCUACAUAUGCUAGCGCAUGUCUUCUUUAUGCAGAAGGCAUCAAACGGGGACACUUCUCUCAUAUUUUCUUGGAUGAGGCAGGACAGGCUUCGGAGCCUGAUACCAUGGUUCCUCUGUCACAUCUUUUAAGUAAGGAGACAGUAGUUGUACUUGCUGGUGACCCACGGCAACUUGGUCCCGUAGUUUUCUCAAAAGAUGCUGAAAAUUAUGGAUUGGUGACUUCAUUUAUGGAAAGGUUAUUUGAAUGCCAGUUAUAUGGUGCUCUCAACGAAAAUUAUGCUACCAGACUAAUAAGGAACUAUCGGUGUCAUCCGGUAAUUCUGCAGCUUCCCUCAGAAAUGUUUUAUGGAGGAGAGUUGAUCCCAUGUAAAGAAGAUAAAACUUUUACCCGGACUUGGGUGGACCUGCUUCCGAACAAGGAAUUUCCUUUGCUUUUCAUUGGUAUACAAGGUUGUGAUGAAAGGGAAGGAAACAACCCAUCAUGGUUCAACAGGAUUGAAGCAAGCAAGGUAGUAGAGAUCAUCAGAGAUCUGAUGGAGAACAAAGGUCUGAAAGAGGAAGAUAUUGGGGUGAUAACACCUUAUAGGCAGCAAGUACUGAAAAUAAGAACAGCCCUUGAGAGCUUUGAUUGGGCUAAUGUAAAGGUUGGCAGCGUAGAGCAAUUCCAAGGUCAGGAGAGAGAAGUUAUUAUCAUAUCGACCGUCCGAUCAACGAUACAGCAUAAUGACUUCGAUAGAAUCCAUUAUUUAGGAUUUUUAAGCAAUCCGAGAAGGUUCAAUGUUGCUGCUACAAGAGCCAGAUCAUUGCUUGUUGUUAUCGGGAAUCCACACAUCAUCUGCAAGGAUCCCUACUGGAACAAGCUUUUGUGGUAUUGUGCAGACAAUGGCUCCUACAAGGGCUGCUUCUUACCUGAAAAACUGGAGAUCCCUCAAGAGGAUUCUGGACAAGCAAAUAAUUGGUAUGAUGGCGGGAUACAAGUAAAUAACUGGGAUUGUGAAGGAGCACAAGCUAAUGAUUGGGACCAAGUCCAGGGGGGACAAGUUAACGAUUGGGACCAAGACCAAGGGGGACAAGUCAACGAUUGGGACCGAGAUGAAGGGGGACAAACUAAGAAUUGGAACGAGGAAGGCACUUGCGAUAAUGAAGAGAAACAGAGUGUUCAGCCAUCUCCUGAUGUUCCACAGGGUACAAUGCACCAAACAGACGACAUCCCGGUCCCUGUUAUGGAUGAAGCUGAAUGGUCUGAUGGUUGGAAAUAACUACUUAGUUUAUUAUGCUAGGGGGUGAAACUUUUGGAGGUUUGCAUUGAACCUCAACUCAGAGAACCUUUUCAGAUUCUGCACUAGAAUGUGCAGUUUUUGCAUUUUGAGAAAUUUCAAGCUCAGGAUGCCUGCAUUUUAGCUACAUGUAUACUUGCUAUUUAUAAAAUGGUGUGUUUAGCUAUA